Messenger RNA from Salvelinus sp. IW2-2015, 2423 nucleotides. Its product is annotated as proenkephalin-A-like. Lineage: Eukaryota; Metazoa; Chordata; Actinopteri; Salmoniformes; Salmonidae. Gene Ontology annotation, molecular function: opioid receptor binding. The record is from RefSeq and is a predicted model, not a curated record. Gene Ontology annotation, cellular component: axon terminus; dendrite; plasma membrane. Gene Ontology annotation, biological process: chemical synaptic transmission; sensory perception; neuropeptide signaling pathway.
CAUUUUGAGCAUCCUCCUGAGUAUUUGGCUUCGUGACCCACAAGCUUGUCCAGCUGUGCGACUUCAGAGAAAGCUGAUUGGCUCAAUCGCAAGUGCUUUUUUUCUAACUGCAAGAGGGUAAUAUAUUUGUUACAAAGCCUCACAAUCAACAGUUCCUACAGCAACACAACAGGACUUGGACUAAACAGAAAAACAGAGUCUAUGGCUGUGCCGGGGAACUCACUACGGAUACUGCUUCUCGGUGCGUAUUUUGCGCUGAUGGUCGGAGCGGACUGCGAGAAGGACUGUGCGCUCUGCCUCAACCGUCUACGUGGGCAUCAGACGGCGAUUACCACUCUGACAUGCUCAAUAGAAUGUGAGGGCAGCCUGGACACCACGAAGCUCCGCCUCUGCCAAGACGUCCUAUUGGAGGAGGAGCGCGUCGUAGUAGAUGACGUCAAACAGGAAGAGGUGCAGGGCCAGCAGCACCAACUGGCCAAGAAGUAUGGUGGCUUCAUGAAGCGCUACGGAGGGUUCAUGAUCAGGAGGCGCUCACCCGUAGAGGAGGGGCGAGUGCAGGGAGGAGAGAACAACCCGGUGGCUGAGGAAGAGGACAUCCGUCUGGAGAUCCUGAAGAUUCUGAAUGCAGAGGCUGAGGGCCAGAGGGAUGGGGAAGUGGCCAAGCGCUAUGGGGGGUUCAUGAGAAGAGGGGGGGACUUGGGGGGCCUGGAGGGGGUGGGCAGGCCGUUGAAGAAGCGCUACGGGGGCUUCAUGAGGAGGGUGGGAAGGCCUGAGUGGCUGGAGGAUCAGAAGAACCAGGGGGGUCUCCUGAAACGCUCAUGGGAGGGGGAGCGGGGUGACUCCCCCCUGGCUGAAAUACAGAAGAGAUAUGGAGGAUUCAUGGACUAGGGGUCAGCCCCUCCUCCAACCUCUCCUGAGUCUGGACUCUCAAUGUUGAUUAGAUUAUCCAUUCUUGUUCCGUUGUAGAGCUUCACUGUCAUGCUUUUUGUUUGAUUGGGUUUAAUGUGACAAAAAAAGAGUACUGUAUGUUUUAUGGUUUUGGUUAUUUAUAAAAUAACCUGUGUUCGUUGUGGUGUACGAGGCUGGGGCAUGUGUGGAAAACCAAUCGUGGCAUGACCUGUUUGUUUUCUUUCCCUUUGUCUUGCCACUGGUUUUUAAAGGGAUAGUUCACUUUUUUUUAAAUGUUAGUCGAGUUUCCACUUAAAAACUGUCAUCCAAACUAUUUUUAAGUUUGUUAGUUUGUUAUUUAGUAAUGGCCAGACUCUCCUGGCGAGGUAAAAUUACAAUAAGCUACAGCUUCAAAAAAGUUAAUUAUCCCUUUAAGUGGCCAUAGAACAUUUUCUGAAGCUUCCAUUUCCACCACAAAGUAUCACAAAAGGCUGUAACCAUGGGGGAGUAGGCUAUUGUGGCCUUCCCAUUGGUGGUUUGGUCUUUGGAACUGAAGGGCCCAUCAAUGUUAUCUGCUUUGUUGUUGGAACAUGGAGGUACCCUACUCUAAGUACUGCUAUACCAGUGUGUUGUAGUUAUCCAUCUAAUGGCAGUGUGUCGGUCGCUUUUGUUAUUAUAAUAACCAUGUUGCUCUUUCCACCGUGCUCACACUUAUCCCAGUAUGCUGAUGUUGAAACAUGUUGCUUUCAGUCGAUAAAUGCCCUCAUUUUUUCUUCUUUCUAUUGAGAACAGAGCAGCAUUUCAGACCAAUUAGUUGUACGAAACAUAAUAAACCCAUGUGUCCUGCAGAAAUAAGUGGACUCCACUGGCUGUUUGAUGUGUUUUUCUGCUUGGGAAGUGGAGCCAAUGUUCCUGCCUCUGCCAAGCCCACCUGAGAUAAUAACUCUGGUGUUAAUGGUGAGGAUUGUAUUUAUUUGACGCAGUCACUCAGCUUCACUCAGCCCUAUGUCUAUCUUUCUUUGUACAGAUUGCUCAAGUGAGCGCAACAUAUUAACAGUUUUUAGUUUCUUAGCUCCCUAACGUCUCAGACUACCAAAACUUUACUGAUUGAUAUUUUGCUUAACUUAAUUUCCCCCCAGAGGUUCAUAUGAAGAAUGCUCUUCAGAACAAUAAGGCAGUAUUUUAAAUGACUCACAAGUUAGAUCUACAAAACAGGAUAAAUAGCCCCCUCUCCUGUCUGACACAUUAAUUUAUAUCUUUAAUUUCUCUAACUUCACUUCUCAAUGGUAGUUGUUUCCAAAGGCACCACCAUAUCUAUAUCCACAGCCAUUAACUUCCAAAAUGUUGGCAGAUACCUACAUAAUGUAAGGAAUAAACGCUGAUGUUUUGUACAUUACCUUGGGAAAUAAUGGACGACGCAGCGGGGAUGAGGCGGAGCCGAGUUCCUUUGUGUAGUUAAUUUUUCCAAGGUAAUAGAGUACCACAGUAAUACGCAUAAAUAACCAAGAAACCUAGCGGUCAAACAGGGAAAUGAU